ACACAGCUUAUUUUUCCAAUAGCUAUCAACGCUCUUUAAAAACUCAGAACUUGCUCUUGAUGGCUUCGCCUGCCACUGGCGACGCGCCCAAUGGUGUCUCAACUCCACCAACCAAUCCACAGAACUUGGGAGGCCCAAGUCCGCCGACAACUCAAACUUCAGCGACCGUUGAAGCGAACCCAGUUAUUAACACGAAUGCAGCGCUCCCUGAGGAGCCGUUGACAUCACUGAAUUUUGAAGCCUUGUCGAAUAAGAGGCCCCGCGAUGCGCGACUGAUUCAUCUGGUGCUCGCCGCACAAGGUGUCCAAGGAUAUCAAGAACGAGUUCCGCUUAUGAUCAUGGAUUUCGCAUACCGCUACACCUCCUCUAUCCUCUCUGACGCGUUCCAAUUCUCAAAUGAUGGUUAUUACAAAACUUCCACUGGCCGCGGUGCUGACAAAGAGCCUAACAUCACUCUUGACCACCUGCGUUUGGCCAUUUCAGCGCGAAGCCACUUCCAGUUCCAGCCAAGCCUGCCCAAGGAUUACUUGCUGCAGCUUGCUGCGGAAAAGAACAAGGUCGCACUGCCGAAGCCGGAAAGGGACUUUGGGUACAGACUGCCACCAGAGAAAUAUACCUUUACCGGGGUGGGAUGGGGAUUGAAAGAGGAAUGGGACGAAGAGGUGACAGACGAUGGGGCCGGCGACGAGACGAUGGGUGGGAUUGAAGGAGGCACGGCAGAUCAAGAGGAGGUUGAUCAGCAGGAAUUUGAGGAAGCUAUGGGCACGGGAGGUGGUGAUACUGCCAUGACGGACGUCUGAGCACGUGUUCCGUUUGAUAUUCAUGUAUAAAUUCAAGGCGUUCAAGGUUACAGAUGUUGGCAUCAAAGCAUCGGGAGGCGCAGGUUGGGUUGUUUGAUAAGGGUAUUGGCAUGCACAAUUACCGAGAGUUCUCACAAAUGCACACAGCAACCCAGAUAUUGUUCGCAAUUCAAGUGGAGAGAGUUCCUCCUUCGACCAACAUCGGUCGACGCAGUCCCAAUGAAACGCCAUCGCUAUGCAUAUAAUCUUACAAUCUUUUCACGAUGAUGGUGCUAGAAGCCAAGCGCACGAUAGACGACCUCAGAACUUCGAGAUGCGCUCUGAGCUCAAAAGACAAAAAAAGAUAGAAGAC
Messenger RNA from Verruconis gallopava, 1152 nucleotides. RefSeq lists its product as uncharacterized. Gene Ontology annotation, molecular function: protein heterodimerization activity; RNA polymerase II general transcription initiation factor activity; transcription coactivator activity. The transcript has a single exon. The record is from RefSeq and is a predicted model, not a curated record. NCBI's taxonomy places the organism in Eukaryota, Fungi, Ascomycota, Dothideomycetes, Venturiales, Sympoventuriaceae. Gene Ontology annotation, cellular component: transcription factor TFIID complex; SAGA complex. Gene Ontology annotation, biological process: DNA-templated transcription initiation; RNA polymerase II preinitiation complex assembly. Bases 60 to 800 code for a protein of 246 amino acids.